Aureobasidium vineae is the source of this 633-nucleotide messenger RNA. The record is from the annotation of a GenBank genome assembly. Lineage: Eukaryota; Fungi; Ascomycota; Dothideomycetes; Dothideales; Saccotheciaceae.
AUGAACUCUAUCCCCGUCUCGGCCACCAGGCCCACAACCAGCAUUCGCGUUGCUCAGGUCGUCGGCCUUACUGCUUCCGCUUACCUUGCUGGUAACUGGAUGAGUGUGCCGGCACUUAUGGAUGCACCCGCUCCUCUGCUCGCCAAACAGUGGAAGAAGAUCUUCGACCAGGGCAAAGUGUCAGCUCCCCCAAUGGCUGUCCUGUCCUCUGCCAUCUUUGGCUACCUUGCCUACAGAGGUAUGUCUACGUGCAUCAUUGACAGAGAUCGACAUAUAUUUACUGUUUGCANNGAACCCGCUGCAUCUUCCAACUUCAACCUCUACACAGCUGCAGCCAUUCUGGUUCCCAGUAUCGUGCCUUACACCGUCUUCCUUAUGGCAACCGUCAACAACAAGCUUCAUGAGAAGGCUUCAUCGCUGGCCAAUGCCUCUCUGACUGACACGGCCGUCGAGUCAGGCGCAGCUCAGGGCGAGACGGCUCACGAGCUUCUCGACAAAUGGGCCACUCUCAACUUCGGUCGCUCACUACUUCCUCUAGUUGGAGCUCUGGCAGCUGGAUGGGCAAUUGUCGACAAGUUCGAGGUGCUCGGUCUCGGCGCAGUCCUCAAGACUGGUGCCGACCGUAUGGGAUAA